AUACCGAUUAGUGUAAAACUUGGUCUCUGAUUGAUUUUUUAGUGGAAAGAAAUGAAUUUCAACCGAAAUGAAAAACAAUCAGAUUUCUAUAGCAAAUAAUUCAGUUUUGGGCUGCUCAAAUUAUGUCAAAAAUCGAAACCAGACUCCGAACGGGGUCCAGGCAUACAUCCACUUGCCUGAGAGCUGGGCACGCAGCUCAUCAAGCUCAAUGCCUCCAGGUGCCAGGCGGUCGACUACAAGGCUCCAGCAGUCUGUGUACAGCCCCCUUCACCCUGGCAGAAGCGCCAAGAUGGCCUUUCCAAGCAGUGCCGCUUUAAGAUGGCCAAGGCCAACAGCCUGUUGCCACUUCGCUGCCAAGGGGCAGCUUACGACGUCGUGGUGGCGCCAACUUGGAGCAACGGUAUCCAGAUACAUCACAGAUUCUGCCUUGCACAGAGACCUCCAAAUGGAGACUGUAGACAGGCAAGUCGAAGCAUUCAAGAGACCCAGCUGGAAGGUGUGCAGUCAGGUGGCUCAAGAGAAGAGCCUUCAAGGAUCUGCUCCAGCCAGGACAAAGAAGACGCCCGCACGAGACAGAAGAAGACACCUUUGACGUUUUUCCACGAAUAUCCUAUUUCUAUAUAUCAAAAUAUCGGUUCCCUCAAACGCGGUCAUAUUCUAUAGCAUAAAUACCAUCAUCUACACAAA
Molecule: messenger RNA, 687 nt
Organism: Drosophila virilis
Lineage: Eukaryota; Metazoa; Arthropoda; Insecta; Diptera; Drosophilidae
Source: RefSeq, a predicted model, not a curated record